Messenger RNA from Porites evermanni, 3292 nucleotides. Lineage: Eukaryota; Metazoa; Cnidaria; Anthozoa; Scleractinia; Poritidae. The record is from the annotation of a GenBank genome assembly.
AUGGUAAAAGCUAAGCUUGAAGAAUGCGGAGGAGGUGGAUGGACGCUGGUCAUGAAGAUCAAUGGAAACAAGGUAACAGCAGUAAGCAAAGAACAUUCUAUUCUAGGCUACAAGUUGCUUUAAAAAUUUAUAACUAUUUUUCAAAGCGGCAGACACCUACGCCGCUCACCCCUCAACAACAAAAACUAUAAUCACACGAUAUAAUAGGGAGAAUUAUCAACGCUUCGUUGUCGGCAGAUAACACUAGCCUUGAUAAUUCUCGUUAUCAUGCGCAACCAACUGCAAAAACCGAUCGAUCUUAAUUAUUGUUUAGACACACACUGAAUUCAUGAUCUAAUCAUCAGUCAAAAGGCACACAUGAAAUAAAACAUUUAACGUAAUGAAUCAAUUUGCUCACAACGUUUUGCAUUGAUUAUAGCCGUUUACCAUCAAAAAAGUUCCAGGUCAAUCUUAUACAUUAGAUUACAAACAAGAUUAAUAGCGAAAGCCCUCGUCUUUAAAAGUAACAAGAUCAACUUAAAUAUUGUCCCUCCAACUAUUGGCAUCUUGUCAAGGGGUGUCCUACGAAAACCAUUCUUGGUUUUUAACGAAUUUACCUGAAAAUGGAUUUUAGUUCGCAGAGGAGAGAUAUGCUUUUGUUCUGACCACCAACAUGGCUGCCGCGAUGGCACCUGCGAACCAGCAAUUUUCAGCAAAAUGACGUCACUUUGCAUGUAAUUAAUAUGUAUUUACAAACUUUCGUCUGCAAGAGUGACGCAGCGAAACUAUUACCAGCUAGCAUUAGCAAUCUUUUUGUAACCAGUCAGAAAACGCACUUAAUGUAGCUAGUCGUUCAGGUGAUAAAAAACCCCGCCUUGCUGGGUUGGAGAGCAAGGCAUGCACUCGGGGAAAACACAAACAAAGGAAAUUAGCAUUUAAAAUGAUGUGAACCUUUUAUCUGUCUUGUCCAAGUGUGUUCGAUCUCUUGCUCUCCAGCCAGCAUGUCGAUUUGGUUACACGAGAAUGACUAGCUGCAAAGGGAUUAUCGAGAUAGUGAGGGAACUGCAUAAUAAUCAAAAAUUAUUGAAUGAGGCUCAGUAUACCGUGAACGCCAUGUUUUCUUUUAGUUUACUCAGGCACUAAUAAACAACUAUGCUAUCGCGCCACCACCUGGAAGCGACGUUGAUCGAUGGGUUGUUUGGCAAUUAUUGAAAGAGGCUAAGUAUCGGAUGUGAAGAAUUAAUACAGUUAAACCUCCAAUAACGGCCACCUCUCCACAACUGCCACCUCACAACGGCCACUUUAUUUUGCCCCGGUGGAUAGUCUCAAUACCUCUUAUUUGAGCCUCUUUAUUUAAACUUCUCUACAACGGCAACGGCCAAUAAAGAAUGCAUGUCCCCAACUGCCAAAAUAACCUCUCUACAACGGCCAGUUUUUUUCAGCAACGGAUGAAACAGUCAAGAAUGUCGGUCACACAGCAAGUUACUUUAUGAUCAAUCACGGCAAUCCUAUUUUCAAUUGAUUGUAAUUGUGUUUCAUUUAUACUGCUGCGCAGUAAGCAAAAAUUCUCUACCAUACUUAUAGCGAAUGCUGCGAACCUUUCUCGUUUUGUCACGUUCACAUUUUGAUCCAAAACUUAAUUCAAGCUUUUUGUGUAUUUUAUGUCUAAACAUUUUAUACGAUUGGAUUACCAUGAUUAUGGAACACAUGUACAGUAAACAUGAACUUGUGCUCCUUAAAAAUAAACUGUCAUAUACCACCCCUACCUCCCGAUAACGGCCACCUCUCCACAACGGGCACUUUCUUCUGUUCCCACUGCAUGGAGGCCCUUUUAGAGAGGUUCAGCUGUAUGCAGAUCGUAGAGGUUGUUAUUGAGGCUGAAGGCCGUGGCGGAUAACAUCCUCGUGCACCUAUAUUUUUGUUUUAUUAUUUUAUCAAAAUAUUUCUAAGUUCUUAACAACGAGAGUUUCCUACAAGAUUUCGGCUUUAUUGACAAAUCGUGAGGUCAAUGUGGUAGACUUACAGUUUUGGUAGACUUCCAAAAAGGUCUUUUUUUAGUUGCUUUUCCAUGAACCGAGACCAAGUUGAGGUCCAUAAAAACGCAUAUAAGAACCAGCCCAGUACCAGCCAUCUUGACCGAACAUUUUGGUAAAUCAAGGAUUUAUUACAUGGCCAAAAGGAAAUUAAUCUCGUGAGAACGAAGCGGGAAAUCCCACCGGCCGGGGCACAAAACACAGGAUUCGCUUUAUAUUGACCGGUCGUAUUGCCAGUCACUGACAAAGCCUCAGUUCCACUGGCCGUAUUAAAACCGAGAUGGCGGCCGUUGACCGUCAUCACGUCACGAAAUGUUUUUAGAGGAAUCUUGCCAUGUAAUGUUAUUUAUUUUAGCUUGGGUAUUUAUUACAUUAAGUUCUAAUCGGCUUUGAUUUUCUUAGCCUAAAUAUUCUCAAAACUACUUUUAGAUGGGGAGGAGGCCUGAUGUAAUUGUCCCCCAGGGCUCAAGAGUAGUUAAAAAAUUGAAUAGUCUAACAAUUUUUUGCGACACAAUGUGACCGCCACGAUAUCAUGCGAAAACUGUCUGUUAAUUGACGAUGUAUUAUUAUCAUUUCUUUAUUCGUUUAGGACACCUUUCAUUACGAUUCCAAAUUGUGGACCAACAAGAACGAACUCAAUCCUCUGGGAGGAAAGACCCUGCUUGAUCAUCAAGAGACAAAAUUACCCACCUAUUGGAGCACACCAUUCUCUAAGAUUUGCCUCGCUAUGAAGAUCGACAGCCAAGUUAAAUCGAUCGUCAUCUACAAAACCGCCAGUUCAUUGUACGCCUUGAUCGCUGACGGAAGUCAAAAAAAUUUCACGCAGAACCUGGGUCGUCAAGCCUGGAAGGAUCUGAUUGGCCAAAACGCUUCGCUGCAGACACAUUGUAACAGGGAAGGUUUCAAUUUAAAGUCGCCACAUUACCACAGCGAAGCAAGAAUCGGUAUCGUAAGUAACCAGGAAGAUGACUGUGUAACCCCCGACUCCAGAAUUGGGUUUGGCAUUGGGGGAUAUCCGAAUGGUCACAACACCUGUGGAAACGUUGCAUCGGCAGGUUAUCAUCCAGACAAUGGCGGUAAAGAUAUUAAAGCCAUGGGCUACAUCUUGGUGCAAUGAGUAUCAAACAACCUGGUUCCAGUUCACUGCCGAUAAAAAUCAAAGGAUUUUAAAACGCUUAUAGAAACAGGAAGAAAUUGUAGAAAUUAAAGUUGAAUAAACGCAUUGCUCAAAACAACUACUUUUAUCUGUUAUCCCAGGUUUCUAUCAUUCAUGGGCGUAG